[Candida] anglica is the source of this 1308-nucleotide messenger RNA. Lineage: Eukaryota; Fungi; Ascomycota; Pichiomycetes; Serinales; Debaryomycetaceae. The record is from the annotation of a GenBank genome assembly.
AUGUUCAAACAGCAUUUUAUGAUUUUAAACAAUCAAAUAAGACAGUGUGAAUGGUAUAAUAUGGUUGUAAUUUCGUAUCCAUCACCACGAGUAUCGCAACUUGAUGCACACAUCUUGGAUCUGGAACUUAUAUCCCUUCUUAAGCUGCAACUUACCCAUAUAUUCCAACUUCAUUCAACGUCAUGGUGGACAUACAAUCUGCAUCCUGAGCUCUGGUCGCUUUUGCUCAACCUUUUAGUAUUUCGAUUAACCGUAUGGAAGUCAGGAACGUCGUAUGGGUUAUCCCUUCAAAAUUUGAGGUUGUCCAACUUUAAAGAUGGGAAAUUAAUUGGAUACUCAAAACGGUCACUUCUCUUGGCUUUGAUUGUUGGAGAUUAUCUAUUCAACAAGUUACAGUCUUACUUGUAUUCCACUGAGGACAAUGCUACUCAGACUACCAGAUCUGGCGGGGUCUUGCAAUCCAUCAAGAGAUAUAUCCUCACUCAUCGGUCAACGAUUCUUUCCAAAGUCAAUGAAACAUUGAAAUUGGCAAAUUUGAUCAACUUUAUUCUCUUUUUAGUCAAUGGGAAGUAUCCCUCCAUGACCCAUAGAUUACUUGGGAUUUCUAUGACCCCCAUUGUUACAGACUUGCUCAAAUUCAAUGGGAAUAACGUGAAUUUUGAAUUUCAAAAUCGUCAAUUGGUAUGGAAUGUCAUGACUGAAUUCUUGGUAUUUAUUUUGCCGCUUUUAAAACUCAGAACGUUAAGAAGAAGGGUUGAAAAGAUUCUUAAGCCUAAAGUUGAGUCUUCUAAGGAGUUGGAGAACAAUAAAAUAACCCCAUAUACAAAUUUACCGAUAUCCCAAUGUGCUGUUUGCACUUUCAACAGUGGGAGUUUGGGCCAAACAGCAAGCGUUUCUACAGCUUCACAUCCUGUAACGAACCCAUACAUCACCAAUUGUGGACACAUAUAUUGUUAUGUGUGUAUUGCGACGAAAUUCAAUGGCAUGGAAAACUCAGAUAAUGAUUCAGAUGUUUGUUUACGAUGUAAUGAAAAAUUGACUUGGUUCAAAGAAUAUAACGAUGUUGAUGAAGAUGCUAUAAUGGUGGAGUAUGAAGAAGUGGAAGAAGAAAGUAGUUACGAAGAUAGUGAUGAGGAGGUGGAAGAAAAUAGUAAUUAUGACCUGUCGAGUGAAGAGGAGGAAGAAGAGGGUGAAGAAGAAGACGUCCCGCACUCUGCAAAUAUUUCCCAAUCUCUGCAUACCGAUUCAGACGUUUCUGAUUACAGUGAAGGGGAAGAUUUCGAUGAAGAUGAGGCAUUUGAAUUGUAA